AUGGGAGACUUCAAGAUAUCUCUUGAGGAAACGCUACCAACACAUGGUGCCAUCACUGUCCUGGAAAAGUCUCCAGCAACACCUUUCACUCGUACUAAACACAAUAAAGCAUCAGACCCUGGCCUAUCCAAAUUCAAUAAAGACGAGGCAGAACACUCGGCUAUUGUCAGCAUACUCGGUGAAUUAUCCUCCAGAGCAGGGAAAGACGAUUUACAAAAGCCCGCAGGUAAGAAACUCAUACAUCUCCUCUCCACACAUACCAUCGCCAUGCGUCUCACCGAAGCCUCCCUCGCAGACACCCUCACCACACGCUCAAGCACUCCAGGCGAGCCCCUGUUCGUCGUGCCCACAGACCUCCAUCCAAACGCCACCUUCUAUGGCAAGCGAGCAGACUUCGACCGCCUCCACUCCACUCUAACCUCACCUUCCGAUGGGAUCCGCCCCAGAUCAGUGCUCAUCUGCGGUCCUCCCGGCUCAGGCAAGACAUACCUCGCCAGACAGUAUAUCUGGACGCACCGUGCCUCCUACCCGGGGGGUAUCUUCUGGGUCAACGCUGGCUCGCUGCAAUCCCUAACCAGCGGGUUAGACAAGGUUGCCCUGGCCCUCGCCAACACAGGUUCUAAUCAUACCGUGCCGAAAGAGGAGAACCUGCCAUCACAGACAGUGCACGACCACUUGUGCGCGCGGACUGGAUGGCUGCUCGUUUUCGACGGGCUCGAUCCGCCAGACAACGACAGGGCCAUCGACUACCUCAGCGGUGUCCUUCCAGCCAAUCGAGACGGGAGUAUCCUCUACACCUCGGUGGAUGAUUCCCUCGCGAGUAUGCGGCAGCUGCAUUGUCCAGAGAUUCUCCGCGUGUCGCCUCUGCCAGUCGAAGAGGCGUGUCGGCUGCUAUUCACCAAGCUCGGGAUCAGAAAGCCGCUUGAGAUGCAGGUGCGCAAGGCCACGCUCAUCGCCAUGCGCUAUGAAGGGCUUCCUCUGGCGAUCCAUGCGGUCUGCAACUAUCUCAGCCGGACGGCGAAACCGAUCGAGCGGUUCAGGAUCGACACUCGGUUGGCGGAUUCGAUGUUGACGGGCCCCUUUUUUAAAACGUUGGAUAAGCUCUACUCGGAAAGGCAGUUUGGGGUGUUGAACUUGGUCAAUAUUUUGUGUUUUUUUGAUGCCCCGAUGAAGGUCGACUUUCUGCGUGUUGGAGCGAGGGCUGUGGAAAAGUACGACAUACGCAUAUGUGACGGCGAGGAUUUGCAUGGGUCUUUCAAGACUAUGAUACGGUACGGACUGGUUCAAGACGCUUCAGGUGACACUCCUGAAUCCUCUGGAUCUGGAGAAUCGAGCCACACUGAGUUAUCAGACGAAGGCACACUCUCCGCCAUCAAGAUGCACGGAGUCGCUCGGUUCGUCUGUCGCGAUAGGCUACGGGCCACAGAGUAUGACAGCCGUGAAGAUCAGUACCAUGCAUGGCUCCUCGCUGCCUUUGAAAUCCUGUCUGCCUCGUACGAGGGAAUGCGAGCAGCCCUUUCGACAGCUGGGGAAGCUAGUACUGAAAGUGGCAUCGCAAGGUACACGAAAGAUUGCGGCGACUACCUCCUCCAUGUACAGAGCCUAGCGAAGCACUUCCCAAGAAAAGGGAGUGUGUCGACUGCCAUCUCCGAGGCUUUCGACCGGCUCAAGCGCAUGAACAAGAGCAUCCUAGACGAUCUGUCACGCUUGGGAGCCACACAAGGCGAUGCCAGCUCAAACACGUUCUCUGUCGAUAUCGAAUCCGAUCAGUCGCUACCCACACCAUCUCGCAGUCAGAAUGAAAGCCACUCGCAGGCUUCCGACGAUCUUCCCAGCGAUGCAGAAUGGGGGAUUGUCAAUCCGAGCCGUCUGAGAGAGGAGCGUCAGCAUCCCAGCAGAUGGAACGAGAUCCGAGACUGGGCGAAACAGACCGCUGUACGGACGAUGGAGACGCCCUUACUGACUCGAUUCGUACCGAAGAGUAGGCCAGUUGAAAGCCCCUACAGCCAUUCAGACGCACUCAAUGGCUACAUUAUCCGGAACAGAACGAGGAGCGACGACAGCCCCUUUCGAGCUGAGGGAUCUUCUCUCGUUCGGCCGUCCAUCCGGUCGAUGACACACCCUUCUGUGUUUUUGCCCGGGGAGUUGCCGUCAGUGGGAUACAGGAGGAGGACUGAGAGACAGUCUCCUGGGUCUACAUAUUUCGAUGGAGUUGGGCUGAAGGAUCUGGCUGGGUCACGGCCGGUAGAUGUACAGCAGAGUGACUCUUCGAAGGCGGAUUUAUGA
Molecule: messenger RNA, 2286 nt
Organism: Aspergillus terreus NIH2624
Lineage: Eukaryota; Fungi; Ascomycota; Eurotiomycetes; Eurotiales; Aspergillaceae
Exons: 1
Coding region: 1-2286 (761 amino acids)
Molecular function (GO): ADP binding
Source: RefSeq, a predicted model, not a curated record